UUCAUACUCGUUUCAAUCAUUUUCAGUUUUUGUUUCUCAAAAUUGGUGUAACCGUCGUUUGAAUUCGGUGGUGCUAACAUGAAAUUUUCACACAAUAUCACCAAUGAAAAUUUCAUCUUCAAUGAAGCCAACCAAAAUCUUGUUACUAGUGAUGCAUCUUAUACACCGUUUUACAAUAAAAAUUUAGAUCAGUCUUCUCUUAAGGAAUGGUUUCUUCCACCAGAUCUAACUGAUAUUUCUAGUCAUCACCAACUAAAUCCUAUACCAUCGAUCCCAAAACAAAGUCAAGAUUUCCUCAAUCAAAAUUUGGAUAAUACCCAAAAUCAUCUGGUUUACAACUCUCCCUCAUAUGAAGUUCCAUCAAAUUAUCCAUUCGGACAUACACUAUGGGAUGAAACUGUACACAAUGCUGAGCUUACUAAGAGGGUUUGUGUGCCAGCUCUUGAUCAAAUGAUGGGUGGACCUCGGUCAUUUGAUGUUCCAGUGCCAGAGAGUAUCAAAAACACAACCAGAGAAAUCAUGAAUCAACAUGAAGGUCAGAAGAUGGUAAAAACUUAUCAAAAAGAGAAAAAAAAAAUGGUGCGGACAAGCAAACAUUCGAAGAAAGGUAACAUCAUCAAAGCGAAAGCGAAAUGGACAGAAUCUGAGGACACAGAAUUGAAAAAAUUAGUGAAGGAAGUUGAGCCAAACAAAUGGACAAAAAUCGCAAAAAAGCUCAAAGGACGAACAGGAAAACAAUGCAGAGAGAGGUGGCAGAACCAUCUUCAUCCUGAUAUUAAGGAUGUUGCUUGGAGUAAAGAAGAAGAUCAUAUACUGAUUGAACUACACAAGGUAGUUGGUACGAAAUGGGUAAAUAUCGCACAAAAACUCCCGGGAAGAAGUCCUAACUGUAUUAAGAACCACUGGAACACUACAAAGCGUCGAGUGCAAAAACAAAGUGGUGAAAAUCUCAACCUUGCUGGUAAUUACAUCCUCGAAAACUACGUAAGGUAUGUCAUAAUCAACGAUAAUCUUUCCAAGAGCACUGAAACCGAUGGUGAAACGACAAAUACCGAGGAUGAUGAUGAGUAUAAAGAUAUGUUCUUUGAGGAGCCGGAUUCGAACAUGGACGGUGGCACACAUAUAGUUGACGUUCGCACACAAACAAUUGACGCUGGCACGCAGACCAUUGAUGCUGGCAUGCAAACAAUUGACGCUGGCACGCUAAACAACGAACCAUUAGUCAAUGCGCCUACAACGUCAUAUUAUGUUCCAACGCCAGAAGUGUUUACAUGGGAAAAUUAUGCUACAGAGCUUUGUGAACCAGUGAAUGAGAGUCUAAAGGAUCUGAUGCAAUGGUGGGAGUAAUAUCCGAUGAAAGUAAUUUCUUUCCUCAAGAUAUUUUCUAAGUAUCAGAUGAGGUAAUAGAUCUAUGUAUCUCUCUAUCUAUCUAUCAUUUUUCUUUUUUUAAGCAACU
Camelina sativa (false flax) is the source of this 1456-nucleotide messenger RNA. RefSeq names its product transcription factor MYB115-like. Gene Ontology annotation, molecular function: RNA polymerase II cis-regulatory region sequence-specific DNA binding; DNA-binding transcription factor activity, RNA polymerase II-specific. NCBI's taxonomy places the organism in Eukaryota, Viridiplantae, Streptophyta, Magnoliopsida, Brassicales, Brassicaceae. Gene Ontology annotation, biological process: regulation of DNA-templated transcription. Gene Ontology annotation, cellular component: nucleus. The record is from RefSeq and is a predicted model, not a curated record.